AUGAUGUAUGAUGGAACUGGUAAUGCAGACUCCACAGAUUUCAGAUGUAUUUGUUAUUAUGGAGAUUCCUAUCUAGAAUUUCGGAAUGUGUUGUUAAGUCCACAAAGUAACGUAUCACUAGAAUUUCAUACCUUCAACUCCUAUGGACUCCUGCUCUAUAUCAAGGAAGACUUAAAUUCAGUUGAUGAGUUUUUUAUUCAAUUAUUUAUUGAAAAUGGUACUUUAAAGUACCACUUUUUCUGUGCUGGUGAAGCAAAAUUGAAAAGCAUUAACACUACCAUUAAAGUGUUUGAUGGACAAAAGUAUACACUGUUUAUCAGGCAAGAAUUUGAUCCAUGUAGAGCUGAACUGACUAUUUUAGGAAGGACUAUGAAAACAAGUGAAUCUAUCAAUCACAUAUCUGGAAAACCCUUGCCAGAAUCAGGAUCUGUCUUUAUUGGUGGUUUUCCAUAUCUUCGUGAAACAAACCAGAUUUCUGGGCCAUUGGAGAAUUUUACUGGCUGCAUAGAAGUUAUGGAAAUCAAUAACUGGGAAUCUUUCAUCCCAUCCAAGGCAGUGAAAAAAAAUCACGUUGAAAAUUGCAGAUCCCAGGAUUCCACUCUGUCUACAGUGUCUUCUGUUGCUCCUUCUAGUGCAACAGAAGGGGUUGACUCCAUGUGGACCUCCCUCGGCACCCCUCCUGUAGCGCCACCCGUGUGCCAGGAGGACCUGUGUUACAAUGGAGGCACUUGUCAUCCUGUCUCCCUCUCCAGCGGUACCUUCUCAUUCCACUGUGACUGUCCGCUACAUUUUACUGGCCGUUUCUGUGAACAAGGGAACCGAUAG
Messenger RNA from Leopardus geoffroyi (Geoffroy's cat), 825 nucleotides. RefSeq names its product protein eyes shut homolog. The transcript is spliced from 7 exons. NCBI's taxonomy places the organism in Eukaryota, Metazoa, Chordata, Mammalia, Carnivora, Felidae. The record is from RefSeq and is a predicted model, not a curated record. The coding region runs from base 1 to 825 and encodes 274 amino acids.